UUGACCUUAUAUGACCUGUUUGUCCUAUGUAAUGCGAUAAAAUCAGUUUGUUUGUAAGGGCUCCUUUGCACUACUCAAAAUACUUAUUAGAUAUAUUUGUGUUUUGCUUGAGCGUUCAUUCUGUGACAUAUCUGAAAUGUUGAGUAGUUUAGGCUGUACUAAAUUGAGAGAGAACUUCCAUAAAAAAAGGACCAUGCAUUCCUUACAACUGUGAAAAAUGUUGGAAAAACUGAACCAGAAAAAGUAGUUUAUCAUAGUCAAAGGGAACUUUGGAAUAAAGUAGUCUGAAUAGGCCAACAAUAGGCUACGCUUGGAUUACUAUUUAAAACAUUUUUUUUAUGUAGUAAAAGUCAAACACUUUAAGUUUGUAUUGUGCACUUAUCUAUAAGUCAGAGCACGUGAGAGUUAAACCACACUAAAUCCUGCUGACAGCUCAGUACAAUGUUUCCUCUCUAACAGGAGGGUGGGGCGCCCUCAAACGCCUCUUUACAACAGCAACUUCACUCGCUGGCCGAAACACUUCUGCAGCCAUCUUGCACAGCACAUCGAGCGUGCUUAAACUCUGAAAUUUGGUGUGUUCGCUUGUUGUAAACCUCGAUUUUAGUCUACUAAGAGACGCACGGUUCAAUUCUGAAGCGGAAAAGUGAUCGUAAUGGCAUUAACACGCCGGCGACGAUUUGAUAUUUGAUGAAAACAUUUCGUCUCCGGUACGAUGUUGUUCCGUCUCAUGCAUCCCCUGGAAUGACAGCCGAAGCCAUUGGUACCGCCUUUUAGAAUGUGGAUCAGCCAAUCACGGCUCGCCGAGGUCCCUGACCAGAGCGGUUUAGUUGUUGUGCGCACGCGCGUAUCAGUUGGUAAGUACCUCACUUCUCACAAGCUCGCAGGAGUGUGAAGAUGGCGGUUGGCUCCGGGCCGCUGGAUGAUCCUUUUUCACACACAGAGGUGAAUAAAGCGGUAGUUUGUCAUCCCGUACAGUCUGUAGAGGCACAACUGUUGUUCUUAUGUCACAACAACCACUGGGGUAGGCACGAGGCAGCCGGUAAUUACAUAGCUAUAGUUCCGGGACAAGGGGGUAGCGCGAGCUAAUGUCCAGCUGGACUUGGUCAAGACGGUUGCUGAAGCAGGUACGCUGUAACUACUAAUGUUGUUUUCCUCUUUGUCUCUCUGAGUUUACACGACAAGCAAGCGCCGGGGCUGACAGAGAAAACAGUAGUUGUGUUAGAGUCCUGUCCCAUCACACUGGAGAUUGUUUGUGCUCCUUUUAAACAAGUUGGAGCGCAGGGGGUCUCACCAUAACAAGGUCCCUAUGGUUCUACUAUUAUGGAUGCAUCGACGGCCAGCACGGUCUCCAGCACGGGACACAACCCUGGCACACCACUUGUUGUUAGUGACGGUGUAACUUCUCUCCCCACUCACCAGGGGAAAGUAAGCUCAUGCUCAGCGCAGAUUUUCAAUGGGAGCCAAACUAUGAACUCGCACACUUCGGGAAGCGCUGCCCCUCUCGUAGGGACGACUGUGACAAGUGGAGUCGGUAACUGCAGCAGCGCCGCGGCAUCUGUCACAGCUGUCACCAGUGGACCAGUGAUGUCUAAAGUUGUGGCCGGUGCGAUAACGCCCCCCUCGACUAACAGUGUCAUUCAGACGCCUCUCAUGAACUCCAGUGUUGUCGUCUCAGCUCAGCCUGUCAGCCAGGCUGCAGGACCCGCCGUGACACUCGUCAGGCCGCCUAUGCAAAGCACCGCGGGGUCCGGGGCGACUCUGAAUGGGAACAAUAUUGCGAGCCCUGCUUUUGUGGCCAGUACAACAGGUCAGACAGGUAUCACCGUUCAAACCCCGCUUGUAAACAGUAGCCAGUCUCCCAACUCGGUGUCUGUGAGCGCAGGGUCGCACAUAAUCAAGGCAGAGCCACCCACAACAAUAAUACAGUCAGCGCCGCAGCCCGCUGUCAUUCCCAGCGCACCCCGGGUUCCGGUGACGGUGGCUGCCGGUCCAGGCGGGAUCCGAGCCUCGACGCCUCAGAUGUUGGCCCCAAGGCUCCCCCAGACCUCCCCUGGACAGCCCAGUAUACAUAACAUCCAGCUCCCGCCGGGGAUGGUGCUUGUACGCAGUGAGAGUGGACAGCUGCUGAUGAUUCCUCAGCAGACUCUGGCCCAGAUGCAGGCGCAGGCGCAGGGGGGCUUAGCACCUCGGCCAGCUACACCAACAAACAUGCCUCCUGGCCAGGCUCCUGGAAACACCAUCAUCAGCAGACAGGUGGCACCCAGUACCACCAUCCGUCAGGGUUGUCCAGCUCCAACGUCCCUCACUGCGACCACCACACUUCACAGGCCCCCUGUCCUUCAGAGCUCAGUUGGGGCUCCAGUACCAGGAAUGACCCCCAGGACCAUCAGCCAAACAGCUGGGACCACAGUUACCUCAGUAACAGUGAGCAAAGAGACAUUGGAGAAUGUGAAGAAAUGUAAGAGCUUCCUGUCUACACUGAUCAAGCUGGCAUCCACAGGGAAACAGUCUACAGAGACUGCAGCCAGUGUGAGAGAGCUGGUCAAGGACCUGCUGGAAGGCAAACUGGAAGCAGAGGAAUUCACCAGCAGAUUAUACAAAGAGCUAAACUCCUCACCCCAACCUUACCUUGUGCCUUUCCUCAAGAGAAGCCUCCCAGCCUUGAGACAGCUCACCCCAGACUCAGCAGUCUUCAUCCAGCAGAGUCAGCUCCCCCAGCUGGCAUCAGCUCCGGCCUCCUCCACUUCAUCCACCCCCAGCACGGUGGUCCUGGGCAGCCCAGCCCCCCGCCUCACUGCUCCAGUCAGCAGGCCCCAGCUCCAGCCAGGAGUUAGCAAACCAGGACAGUCAUCCUCACUGGUUCUCCAGCCUCAGCCGCAGAGAGCAAUGCUGAGACCUCAGGUAACCUUACCGACGCCCCCCAUGGUGACUCUCAGGAAUCAGGCCCCUGGUCGCAUCAUGCUUGGACAGCAACAGGUUCAGCUGAAAGAGCUGCAGCCAGUUCCGGUGAGGCCAGAGUCAUCACCUGUUCCCAAACAAGUCUUCGCUGCAGCUUUGACCCCGGCUCAAAGGAACAAACUGAAAGAGGCGGGUGGCACUUUCAAAGAUGAUGACGAUAUCAAUGACGUGGCCUCCAUGGCUGGAGUGAACCUGUCAGAGGAAAGUGCUAAUAUCCUGGCAACCAAUUCUGGAUUGGUGGGAGCGGUGACACAUUCAUGUAAGGACGAGGCUUUUCUCUCCUGUGCUCUGCUGCAGAGGAGAAUGCUGGAGAUUGGCAGGAGAUACGGUGUGACAGACCUGGGUGCAGAGGUGGUGAACUACAUCUCCCAUGCUACACAGCAGCGGCUCCAGAACCUGCUGGAAAAAGUUUCCCAAGUAGCCCAGCAUAAAAAUGGCAAUUUCAAGGAGGAUAACAAAUACGAGCAGAGCAGUGAUGUUCGUGCUCAGCUCAAGUUCUUUGAGCAGCUGGACCAGUUAGAAAAACAACGGAAGGAGGAUGAGGAGAGAGAGAUCCUCCUAAAGGCAGCUAAGUCUCGAGCUCGGCAAGAGGACCCAGAGCAGCUGCGCCUGAAACAGAAGGCGAAAGAGAUGCAGCAGCAGGAGCUGGCUCAGAUGAGGCAGAGGGAGGCCAACCUGACGGCUCUGGCAGCCAUUGGUCCCAGGAAGAAGAGGAAGAUUCUGGAUUCUCCAUCUUCCUCUACUGCAGCUGAGGGAUCAGGAUCAGGCCCCUCUGUGUCUGGUGCUGGUUCAUCAGGCUCCAGACCCACAAGGCAGCGCAUCACGCGUGUCAACCUCAGGGACCUGCUCUUCUGUUUGGAGAAUGAGAGAUUUACCAGUCGCUCCCAUUUCCUCUACAAGGGCUUUCUCAAAUAGGCUUGAUGUCAAAGACAACGAAGAGGAGAGAGGAGAGAGAAGACAGACGGGGAUGAAGUGGGUGGAGAGACAACAGCUCCCACCACAGGGAGAGUUUAAAAGACUCUUAUAAAUGAAGAGGAGGGGGGCAGUGACUUGGCACAUUUUAAGGUAUUUCAGUUAUACAGUAACGUGAACUACAAUAGUAGCCAUAUUGGAUGGCCUCUCUACCUCUCUCCUCAAAUAAUGCCUAUUUUCUUUCAGAGCAGUCGUGGACUACAGUCCAUUUAUUUACCCUGUACAACUUGUUUUUUAAGAAAGUGCAAAAAAUGUGUUUUCUGAGGGAGGGUUUUUGUGCGAACAAAUGACUUAAAGUAUGCCCCGUCACACAGUACAGUUUAUCUUCUGAUUAGUCGUGUGCGUUAGGCUUUGAAGCAAUGGAAAUCAACACUUUUGUUUUAAUAGACUACCAAUAAUUAUACUGAAUGAUGAUUUUUAUGUUUGUUUUGUCAACUGAAUUAGUUUGAACUCCAGACUGUGUAACCUACUGAGUUGCCUUCCUAACUACGAAUAAGCCAUAUAGCCAUCCUGAAGCAAUUAACCCUUCUGUAACUCAUGAAGCAGUAGCUCCAUCACUUCAUUUGAUUUUUGUUUUUUUCAGCAUAUUUAUUUACUAAACUCAAGCUUAAAUUAAUGUUUAGUUAUUUAUUUAAUUUCAUGUGACACCUCAGUUGUUUUAUGUAGCUUAGAUUCAAAACAAAAUGCAUUUACAUGCAUAGUUUGUUUAAAAUGUGUGAAGAGAGGUGUGUUCUUUGUUUUAAAUCUGUUCAAUUGUUCUUUUAAAAAUUAGUGUAACAUGUAUUGAUUUCUCAAACUUUGGCAGGUUUCAGAAGGCUGUAAACCUGUAUCGCUAUACCAAACAUACAUCUCCUGGAAGCUGAUUUCUAUUUUUAUAGCUGCCCAUCAACACACAUUUUUACUCUUUUAAUAGUGACUGACAGUGUCCUCUGGCAAAUCAAACUGGAGCCUCUUUCUGUAUAUUUGUAAAUGUUACACCUAAAGUUUUACACACAGUUUUGUAUAGAAUUGAGAAUUUACCCUUACAGCAUAAAGAAAAACACAUUUUCUCUAUUGAAAAGUUUGAAUAAAUGAUGAUUUUACAGUAA
Messenger RNA from Acanthopagrus latus (yellowfin seabream), 5018 nucleotides. It is a transcript of the gene taf4, whose product is annotated as TAF4A RNA polymerase II, TATA box binding protein (TBP)-associated factor. The coding region runs from base 1321 to 3873 and encodes 850 amino acids. NCBI's taxonomy places the organism in Eukaryota, Metazoa, Chordata, Actinopteri, Spariformes, Sparidae. Gene Ontology annotation, biological process: DNA-templated transcription; transcription initiation at RNA polymerase II promoter. Gene Ontology annotation, cellular component: transcription factor TFIID complex. The record is from RefSeq and is a predicted model, not a curated record. Gene Ontology annotation, molecular function: protein heterodimerization activity; RNA polymerase II general transcription initiation factor activity; DNA binding. The transcript is spliced from 15 exons.